CUUCCUGCCGAGAGCCGGCCAGCAGAGCCUCUCGGUUCGGCGGGGAGGCUGGGAAUCCGCAUCCUGCAGGCAGAGGGUGCUGUGAUAUUGCGAAUUGGAGCUUCCCUGCCUCCGUUCCCAGCCUUGGGCUGGUUUGGAGGGGAGGGCGAACAGAAAGAAAAAAUAGAAAAAAGAGGAAGAGAGGAAAGAGAAGAAAACCAGACACGACCCAGGGAGAGAAGACUGUAACUCCAAAGUCCAAUUCCUGACAGCUUUAAGAUAGAAGAUCUGCUUUUCCCAGAUGUGGUACCUUAUCUUCUGUCUCCCUGUCUGGGCUGAUGCAGCCUCCAUGUAUGGUGAGAUCUUCUCACCCAAUUAUCCUCAGGUGUAUCCUAAUGAUGUGCAGGAAUCUUGGGAAAUCCAGGUCCCUUCAGGAUAUGGCAUUCACCUUUAUUUCACACACUUGGAUCUUGAACCAUCGCAGAACUGUGAAUAUGACUCUGUGAAGGUUCUGUCAGAUGGCCAUGUUGAAGGCACACUUUGUGGGCGGAAGAAACCUCGCACCUCUGGCUCCUCGAUUAUAGAGGAAUUUCAUGUUCCUUAUAACACCCUCACUUUGAGCUUCAAAUCAGACUUUUCCAAUGAGGAGCAUUUCACUGGAUUUGCAGCCUACUAUGUUGCAGUGGAUGUGGAUGAGUGCACAGAUUUUGUGGAGGUACCUUGCAGUCAUUAUUGUAAUAAUUAUAUUGGAGGUUACUUCUGUACAUGUCCACCAAAUUAUUUCCUCUAUGAGGAUAAGAAAACAUGCGGAGUGAAUUGUAGUGGAAAUGUUUUCACUGAGCCAUCAGGGGAGCUUACCAGUCCCAAUUAUCCCAACCAGUACCCAGAGAACUCACGUUGUGAAUACCGAGUGGUUCUGAGGCCAGGAUAUUUUGUGGCUUUGACCAUACGCAGCGGGGAUUUUGAUGUGGAACCAGCCAACUCAGAAGGGACUUGCUAUGACAGCUUAACAAUUAUCUCUGGAAAGCAGCAUUUUGGUCCUUAUUGUGGCAGCAAAUUCCCAGGUCCUCCUGACAUCAAAACUAAGAACAAUGUUCUUGACAUAAUCUUCCAGACAGACCAUGAAGUACAGCACAAAGGCUGGAAAAUACGCUACUAUGGGGAUCCUGUUACCUGUCCUCCAAGUGUCAUCCCCAACUCUGUUCUUGACCCAAAGAAGGACAGGUAUAUCUUCCAAGACAACGUAAAGGUGACCUGUGUGGAAGGCUAUGAAAUUGUCAGGCAACGAGACAGCAUUUUCAGUUUUCACUCCAGCUGUCAGGACAAUGGAGAAUGGAGCAACUCCAAUUUCAUCUGUGUUCCUGUGAACUGUGGUGAUCCCAUUCCUAUUGACAAUGCCCAAGCCAUAUAUGUCUCUGAACAUCAUGAGCCUCUGUACAAAGCUGCUUUCCGCUAUCAGUGUGAUGAACCCUACUAUACCCUAAAAACCAAAGGGGAUGUGGUGUAUCACUGCUCAGCCAAUGGAGAAUGGGUCAAUGAAGAGAUGGGAACAAAGCUACCAAAAUGUGUCCCAGUCUGUGGGGUGCCUAGUAAUCCCAUCCAAGAGAAAGGAAAGAUUUUUGGAGGCACCCUUGCAGAAAAGGGCAACUUUCCCUGGCAAGUGUAUUUUGAUUACCCAAGAGGAGGUGGUGUACUCAUCGCUGAAAGAUGGGUAAUGACUGUGGCUCAUGUGCUGGAGGGAUAUGACAAGCCCAACAUGUAUGCUGGGGUAAUCAAUGUUGGUAGAGAAUCUCUGUAUAAGGAGGGCAAGCAGCUGAUUGCAGAGGCUUCAUUCAUCCACCCUGACUGGAAGAAGGAGCCUCUAGACACCAAGACUGAUUUUGAUCAUGAUAUUGCACUACUGAAACUGAGGGACCCUGUGAAGAUGGGCCCAAAUAUCUCUCCUCUCUGUCUGCCUGGUAAAUCACCUGAGUAUGAGCUGCAAGAAGGGAUUCUGGGCUACAUUGCUGGCUGGGGCCAGAGAGAGAAAGGAAGACUGCCUGUUUAUCUUUGGAAGGCCCAGAUUCCUGUGGUGGACAUGGAAAAGUGCAGAUCUGUGAAACCAGAGGGCUCUGAUAACUCCAGUGCUUACCAGUUCACUGACAAUAUGAUCUGUGCUGGUGGUGGCAAGGACAGCUGUAAGGGGGACAGCGGUGGAGCUUAUGCUAUCCAAGAUCCUCUUGAUGACAGACGGUACUAUGUGGCUGGGCUGAUCUCCUGGGGACCAAGAUGUGGUACCUUUGGUCUUUACACCAAGGUAGUGCGUUAUUUGGACUGGAUUACAGAGACUAUGAGCAAACAUGAGGAUGCAGAAGCUUGGCAGGAUUAGUUCCUGCUCCUUUCAGCACGGUCACCCUUUCUAAAUAUGGUGGUUAUGUGUUCAGGCUGGCUGUGAUCCUGUUCACUGUGUGUGUAUAAUGGGCCUGCUUGUGUCUGUGUUGAGUGGAGAGGCUGGGAAGAGAAUUUCGCUUUAUUCUUUCACUCACAGUUGCAUAAGAGGAUGAUGCUAUUCUGGAUAAAGAGGCUCUUUCCGCUUUCACUCUUUUAUUUCUAUCCUGGUUUUUUUUCCCACUUGGAGAGGACCAAGAUAUGUCUCACCCUACAGAGAGGUUUCUAUGAAGUUAGGAGAGAGUGAUUAUUGGUUCCUGGAAUAGGUUCAGAGUUUCUGAUGUAUGUAUUUCAUGUAGUGUGCAGAGUAUCUAACAGUAUUAAACAAUGUUCAAAUUGCCUUUU
Molecule: messenger RNA, 2751 nt
Organism: Calypte anna (Anna's hummingbird)
Lineage: Eukaryota; Metazoa; Chordata; Aves; Apodiformes; Trochilidae
Gene: C1S
Product: complement C1s
Exons: 12
Coding region: 281-2347 (688 amino acids)
Biological process (GO): proteolysis; complement activation
Cellular component (GO): extracellular region
Molecular function (GO): calcium ion binding; serine-type endopeptidase activity
Source: RefSeq, a predicted model, not a curated record